AUGUUUUUGCUCAUAUAUCUGCAGACAUCUCUCUCCCCCCACUCUCUCUCUCUCUUGCUCUUUCUAUUUCUUUCUUUUUUCUUUCUUCUUUUCUUUCUUUUUUUUUCUGUCUGUCUGUCUUUCUUUUAUGCUUCUUAUUUUUACUGCUUCUACUUUCGUCUUCUUAUUUCUUAUCUCUCUAUUUUACAUUCCCUAUACUUGUUUCUUUCUUUCUUUCUUUCUUUUUUCUUUCUUUCUUUCUUUCUUUCUUCUUAUUGUUUUGGCAUCUUAUUUCUUAUCUCUCUAUUUUACCUUCCCUACUCUUCUUUCUCUUUUCUUUUCUUUUCUUUUCUUUUCUUUUCUUUCUUUCUUUCUUUCUUUCUUUCUUCUUAUUGGUUUCGGCGUCUUAUUUCUUAUCUCUCUAUUUUACCUUCACUACAUUUCUUUCUUUCUUUUCUUUUCUUUCUUUCUUUCUUGCUUUCUUUCUUUCUUUUUUGCUUCUUAUUGUUUUCGGCAUUUUAUUGCUUUUCUCUCUCUUUUACCUCCCUACACAUCUUUCUUUCUUGCUUUCCUUUUUUCUUGCUUUCCUUUUUUCUUGCUUUCUAUCUUGCUUGUUUCUUUUUUUCUUUCUCCUCUUUUGGUUUGUUUUUCAUCACUCUCUUUUCUUCCACUUUUUAUUUCAGCCGACAGUUUUUUUACAUGUCAUCUUUUACACCCUUUUUGUCUUCAUCUUAUUUUGUUUGUAUUGUUUUCUUUCUCCUUCCAUUACUACUACUACUACUACUCUCUUCCCUUCUCUUAUUCUCUUCCUUCUUUCAUUCUCAACUUAUUACAACUUUGUCUUACUACAAAAAGUCUUUUUUCUCCGUUUUCCUUUUCCUCCUCCUCCCCUUCCUCCUCUUCCCUCUCAUUUCUUUUUCUCUCUCCAUCAGAAGUUUAAUUCUUGUAACUUAUUUCACGGUUAUCGUGUUGAUCUUUGAUUUUUUAUUCUUAUUCAUUCUUUUUAUUCUUCUAUAUUUUGUCAUUCUACAUUUGCUUCUUUUUUAUCCUUUUUUUCUUCUCUUUCUUUACUUUCAUUUACGUUUUCUACUACGCAAAAUUAACCAGCUUAGCUGUCAAUCAAACAGUUUAUCAUCGGAUCUAUCUAUCUAUCUAUCUAUCUAUCUAUCUAUCUAUCUAUCUAUCUACAAUAAUGCUCUCUCUCUCUCUCUCUCUCUCUCUCUCUCUCUCUCUCUCUCUUUAUCUAUCUAUCUAUCUAUUUAUCUAUCUAUCUACCUGUCUGUCUGUCUAUCUGUCUGUCUAUCUGUUCAAGGUAUCUAUCCACUUAUUUCUGUUGUUUGA
Messenger RNA from Acanthosepion pharaonis, 1320 nucleotides. The record is from the annotation of a GenBank genome assembly. NCBI's taxonomy places the organism in Eukaryota, Metazoa, Mollusca, Cephalopoda, Sepiida, Sepiidae.